AUGGCGGCGGCGGCGGCGGCGAGCGGCAGGGGAACAAAAAAAGCCAAGGCCCCGGCGCGGGGCCGCGGGGCGGCGGCGGCAGCGCCCGGCGGUCCGAACGCCCAGGGUGAGAGCGGGCGCGGCCGGCCGGCCGCCGACGAGGAGGUGUCCAGCGACUCCUUUAGACGGCGGCAGAGGAGGAACGGGCGAGGAGGAGAGGAGGAAACCCAGCCGGGGAUCUUCAUCGGCGACCGACUGAAGGAGGACGUGCUCGAGCAGAAGGGCCGGCUGCAGCGCCUGGUCGCCAAAGAUGUGCAGCCUCCGGAUCCAGCCAGCAUCCGUGUGCUGCGGGGACACCAGCUGCCUGUCACCUGCCUGGUCAUCUCUCCCGAUGACAAGUUCAUCUUUUCUGGGUCCAAGGACGGCUCCCUCAUCAAAUGGGAGGUGGACAGCGGGAAGAGGCUGUGCGUGGUGCCCGGGGGGAAGAAGGGCACGGAGGAGCGGCACAUGGGACACGCAUCCCACAUCCUCUGCAUGGCCAUCUCAUCGGAUGACAAGUACCUGGCCACAGGAGACAGGAACAAGUUGAUCAUGAUCUGGGACACAGCCACUUGCAAGCGCCUGCACAUCUUCACAGGGCACCGUGACGCUGUCUCGGGCCUGUCCUUCCGCAAGGGGACACACCAGCUGUACAGCGCUUCCCAUGACCGCUGCGUCAAAGUCUGGAACGUGGCAGAGAACGCCUAUGUGGAGACCCUAUUCGGGCACCAGGAUGUCAUCACGGGGCUGGACAGCCUGAGCCGGGAGUGCUGUGUGACGGCGGGGGGACGGGAUGGUACCGUGCGGCUCUGGAAGAUCCCUGAGGAGACACAGCUCGUGUUUUCUGGGCACCAGGGCUCCAUCGACUGUAUUCAGCUCAUCAAUGAGGAGCACAUGGUGUCCGGCGCCGAUGACGGGUCUUUAGCCCUCUGGGGGCUGACAAAGAAGAAGCCUCUGGCGCUGGCUCGGCAGGCGCACGGCAUGCAGGAUGCCCAGGGCCUGGAGCAGCCCUACUGGAUCUCAGCGGUGGCCGCCCUGCGCAACAGUGACCUCCUGGCUACAGGAUCCCACAGUGCCAGCGUGAAGCUCUGGAAGUGUGGUGAGGGAUUUCGGAAGCUGGAGCACCUCUGGGACAUCCCCUUGGUGGGCUUUGUCAACAGCCUCAAGUUCUCAUCAUCUGGUGACUUCCUGGUGGCUGGCAUCGGGCAGGAGCACCGGCUUGGACGGUGGUGGAGAAUCAAAGAAGCCAAAAACAGCAUCUGCAUCAUCCCCCUUAAACAGAGAGCCACGGCCUCUGGCCCUGAAUCUCCUGGCAGCUCCUAGCCCCCGGGUCGUGAAGCAGGUCAUUCUGUCCCUGGAGCUGCACCUUGAUGCAUCCUUGGUGCAGCCACCCCCCUGGGGCUGGCAGGAUGUGAGUAGGGGGUGUCACACAGCCUUGCUGGCCCCCGUGUUGUGAUGUGGCUCUGCCCUCUGCGAGGGUCUGUCCCCUUCCCUCAGGUUCGGCCAGACCUGAGCUCUGGAACAGUCCAUUUUGUAAAAAAAACAAACCACCAAAACGACUUUAUUUACAUAAAUUACAAAAAAAA
This is a messenger RNA of Manacus vitellinus (golden-collared manakin), 1604 nucleotides long. It is a transcript of the gene RRP9, whose product is annotated as ribosomal RNA processing 9, U3 small nucleolar RNA binding protein. Gene Ontology annotation, cellular component: small-subunit processome. Bases 1 to 1341 code for a protein of 446 amino acids. Gene Ontology annotation, molecular function: protein binding; snoRNA binding. The transcript has 14 exons. NCBI's taxonomy places the organism in Eukaryota, Metazoa, Chordata, Aves, Passeriformes, Pipridae. The record is from RefSeq and is a predicted model, not a curated record.